AUGUUUGCCCAACGCAUUGUGUUGCUGGCUGUCAUUUUCCUUCUCUGGGAGAUCAAUGCUGCCGUAGCCCGCCGACAAGCCGACCAAGUCACCGACGCGAACCCGAACCUCCGCGCAGCCGAUCAGAACCAAGCUGCGUUGGAGCGGCUGCUGUGGUCCUACGACUCGAGAGACGAAGAGAGGAGAUGGGGCUGGUCUGCAAAAGAGCUCGACGAACUUUUCCAGAAGCUAGACAUUGCGACUGGAAGGCUUGACGACAGCAGCUCCGCCGCCUCAAGUGGUUCACAGUCAUUGCGAAGUACAGAAAAGCGAAGAAGGCAAACUUCUGAUAUAGCGGUGCUUUGCCAAAAACUCAUGAACACCUCGAAGGCGAAGAAGGUCGCGAAGACCCUGCAGCAUCACCUGUUUCAGGCAUGGAAUAACCGAGGUAUGAGGUUGGAAGACGUCGCAGACCUGUUGGGCGUUCUUGUUUCGACGACGAACUCCGUGCGAUCUGGCAUUCUGGUGGACUAUCAGCUGAAACUUACCGGAGAGGCCGUCAACCGCGUUCGUCAUGGAUAA
Messenger RNA from Phytophthora sojae, 561 nucleotides. RefSeq lists its product as hypothetical. The record is from RefSeq and is a predicted model, not a curated record. Bases 1 to 561 code for a protein of 186 amino acids. The transcript has 2 exons. Lineage: Eukaryota; Oomycota; Peronosporomycetes; Peronosporales; Peronosporaceae.